Salvia splendens (bonfire salvia) is the source of this 1142-nucleotide messenger RNA. RefSeq lists its product as uncharacterized. The record is from RefSeq and is a predicted model, not a curated record. Bases 525 to 788 code for a protein of 87 amino acids. Lineage: Eukaryota; Viridiplantae; Streptophyta; Magnoliopsida; Lamiales; Lamiaceae. The transcript has 4 exons.
CAGCUUAAUUAGCUCGGGUACAACUGCGAAAGAAGUUGCUAGUUUCUGACUAAUGCUUGAAUGGCUGAUUGGCUUGAGCAUUCGAGUGUACAGUAGAAUGACUGAUUGGUGAUUAUAGAAUUCUAAAGCCUUCUGACUAGUGCUUUUGAAUUUUAUAACCAGAUUGAUUCUAGUACCAAAUUUAUGUGGUAUAUCCUCAUGAGAUUUUAAGCAAACAUAAUUUUGAACCAGGCAAUGAAAUUGCUGAUAUAGGAGUAGAUAGUUUCUCCAUGUUUGUUUUAUUUGAUAUGUGCCCGGUAUUAGCCUUUGAUACUGUCUGCUAUAUUUCUACAGGUUCAUCCCAGAGAGAGCUACAUCACUGGCGUUUUCUGUCCUUGGCGAGCUUGUUAAGCUUUGCAUAUUACCUAUCAUCUAUCUAUGUUCUUCUUCACACAGCUUCAGUUUUGGCAGUUUUAAAGAAAAAAAAAGCAUGCCCUUAUUCUUACUGCCGAGUGUGUAUCUCAAAUCUGUAUUAGCAUGAUUAGAUGAAAAGAAUUUGGAUUGUGACUGUGGAAUUUAUAGAAGGAUGUUCUGAUAUGGAGCUCAGCCUGGAGGAUAGUAGAAUUCUUGCAAACUGCAUCUCGGGUCAGAUCUAUGAUUCUGAUCCUAUUGAAUUUACUAAGGACCUCGGUGCUCGAUUUGCUUUGCGCCGCUCCAUUCUCAGAAUGCCUGGAUUGUCAAAACUAGUAUCGUUAGUUGCAAAAGGUGUUACUUCAAGUUUGGAUGCUUUAUUUAUUACUAGAAAAUGAUGAUGUGGCUCCAUGUUCAACUGUGUGCGACUUUGCUCAGAAUCUACAGGAUUUAGGGGCUGAUGUUAAACUUGUGAACUGCGAUACCUCUGUCUGUACAGUACAGGCUAGUCUUAAUCUUCCCUAAGGUUUAAACUUUCAAUUCCCUUCCACGCCUCUUAUGCCGUUAGAAAAUUGAAAAUGUUAAGCUGCUAAUUGGUUUUAGCUGUGCUCAUAUAAAUUUGAGAUGAAUUAAGGAUAAAACAGAAGACAAAAUAUAUUUGCCUUCUCUUAAUUAUGUGAAUGUAGUAAAUCAACAAAUUAGUGUCAGCUAUUUCUUUCUGGGAACAAUAGUGGAUCUUUUGUUAACAUUGA